Messenger RNA from Camellia sinensis, 1638 nucleotides. NCBI's taxonomy places the organism in Eukaryota, Viridiplantae, Streptophyta, Magnoliopsida, Ericales, Theaceae. The record is from RefSeq and is a predicted model, not a curated record.
ACAACACACCCUCACUCUCUCUCUCUCUCCAUGUAUUAAAACUCCCCCUUUCGUUUCUCAGAGUCACUGCAUUAGAAACAAUCAACUCCUUUGGAAACUAAUCCAAAACUCUCUGUGUCUCUCAUGGAAACACUAAAAAUCAAGCAGGAGAACAUUGUAGCGAUUGAUGAUGACAUACCUGGUGGUGGUGGUGGAGGUUUAAUUGAGGAGGAGGAGGAGAAGACAGUGAAAGUAGUGGAAGUCAAAGAAGAAGCAGUGGUAUUGGUUGAUGAUGAUUGUGUAAGUGGUGAAGGAGUAGUGCUAGUAGGAGGAGGAGGAGGUGGUGGUGGUGGUGAUUCCAUGCCAUGUUCACCACCAAACUCAUCAGCCCCAAAACCCAUGGAGGGAUUGCAUGAAACAGGACCAUCUCCAUUUCUGAAGAAGACCUUUCACAUGGUGGAAGAUCCUGAUACUGACAUCAUCAUUUCAUGGACUGCUUCUCAAAAAAGCUUUGUAGUCUGGGAUCAUCAACAGUUCUCUACCAAUCUCUUGCCCAAAUACUUCAAGCACAACAAUUUCUCAAGCUUUAUUCGCCAACUUAACACUUAUGGUUUUAAGAAGAUUGAUUCAGACAGAUGGGAAUUUGCCAAUGAAGCGUUUCAAGGAGGGAAAAAACAUUUGUUGAAAAACAUAGAGAGGAGAAAACAUAACCCCCAAAAUGUGCAGCAACCAGGAGUCAUGAGAUCCUGUCUCAAUUCAGCCAAUUUCGGAAUCGAGACUGAGCUUGAAAAACUAAGGAAUGACAGGAUGAAAAUGAAAAUGGAAAUCAUGAAACUGAAACAACAACAAGAGAACACAGAGAGUUACUUUGCUGCCGUUAAGGAGCGAAUAGGAUACACCGAGUGUAAGCAACAAGAUGUACUGAUAUUCAUGGCCAAAGCAUUCUCGAACCCGGCCUUUUUCCAUCAAUUCAUCCAUCUUAUGAGGCCGAAAAAAGAACUAUGCAAUGAUCAAAUUGCGAAGAAACAGAGAUUGGCAGCCGCCUCACAAAGCAAUGAGGACCAAGUAACAAAUAAGAAUCAGGAGGAGUUGACAACAAAACAUUCGGAAGUGGAAAGACUAUUCUCCGCUUUGUUGGACGAUGAAAGUAGUCCGAGUCAGGACCAAAAGAUUAAUGCGGCUCCUGGACCGCUGAGUCCGGAUUUGAGCUCUGAUAAUUAUAUCUUGUGGGAGAAACUAUUGGAGGAUGGAUUGAUUUGUGAGAAUGGAUCAGCUCAAGUUGAAGCAGAGUUGGUUCAACACCAAUCCAAGAUUGUUCUUCAAUUGGAGAAUUUGAUAGCCAAGCCACCAGAUUGGGCUUCUAAUGUGAAGGACUUGGGGGAGCAAGUGAGCUGUCUUGAAUCAAAGUAGUAAUGUCAAUGUGUUGCAUUUACAGGGCUUCUUUUUCUACAACAAGCAGAGAGGAGAGUGGGAGGUGUAGAAUGGAUCCUCUAGAUUGACCUUUGUUUUUCUUUGGCAAAGAAGUUACACUAGUGAAUUAUCAAAGGAGGUGUUUCUAUCUCUUUUGUUGCCACCAAUGUUCUAUUCUCACUAUGGUUUUUUUUUUUAACUUGUGAAUAUAGGAUUUGCUCCUGGCCAUGUACAAAUUAGUGCUGCUAU